Messenger RNA from Camelus dromedarius (Arabian camel), 1296 nucleotides. Its product is annotated as putative DMBT1-like protein. Gene Ontology annotation, cellular component: plasma membrane. Bases 256 to 1296 code for a protein of 346 amino acids. Lineage: Eukaryota; Metazoa; Chordata; Mammalia; Artiodactyla; Camelidae. Gene Ontology annotation, biological process: zymogen activation. The transcript has 15 exons. The record is from RefSeq and is a predicted model, not a curated record. Gene Ontology annotation, molecular function: serine-type endopeptidase activity.
CUUUCAACUUCCACCCACCCGGAAGAUGUUAGCCGCCCAGCCACGUCAUCGGUCUCAGCCGAAGAUGACAAGUUACCGACCGUCAUAUCAGCUGCUGAACUAACAAUUGCACCCAUCACCUCUGAGGAAGAACAAACACCAAUAGAGCCUUCUCUGGCCGCAGCCCCUGAUGGCUUGGCACAUCCACUUGCAGGUGCUGACGACCCUCCGGCCCCCACUCCUGCCCCAGGGUCAGAAGCCACUUCCUCAGUGUACAUGCCCACAGGUGAUGGACUGUCAGCUACUGUACCCACAACAGGUCCUCCUAACCUUCACUCCACACUCAGGCCAACAGGUCAAGCGUUGUCAGCAGCCGUGCCCACCACAGAGCCGGCGAUGCUUCCCACAGCUCCCACCCCGGCAGGUGACAGAUCUGCAACCGUAGCCCCAAGGGAGCCUGCAGCCCUGCAGUCCACACCCAUGCCCCCCGCAGCAGCCUACGAGAACCCACUUCCCACAUCACCAGUGAUACCAGCGGCUCAACACCCACCUUCUUCUGCUCCUCCAGGAGGCUGGGCGCCCGUGCGGCUGGUGGACGGCCACAGGAGCUGCGCAGGCCGUGUGGAACUGUUCUACCAGGGAGGCUGGGGGACGGUGUGUGAUGACCUCUGGGACCUGCCGGAAGCCAACGUCGUUUGCAGAAAGCUGGGGUGUGGCUGGGCCGUUUCAGCCCCGGGCGAGGCCCACUUUGGGGAUGGUUCUGGAAAAAUCCUCCUUGACAACGUGCACUGCAGAGGAGACGAACAGCACCUGGAGGAGUGUUCCCACGCCGGCUGGUUUGCCCACAACUGUGGGCACCAGGAGGAUGCCGGCGUGAUCUGUUCAGAUGCUGAAGACCCAGCGGCCUCACCAACAGAUCACCCUUUGGCUACGGCGGCAGGGACAAAAGGUGCAGAAAAAGCUCAGUGUGGCAGCAUUAUUACUAACCCAUCUGGAGCGAUCAAGAAUCCCCCUCGGAAUGAAAUGCACGACAACAUAACGUGUGUGUGGCAAAUCAAGGCAAACACAUCGGACCACAUACUGCUGGCGUUUCCGAAACUCAGCCUUGACUGUACCAAUGAAUAUUUUGAAAUCCUGGACGGCCCUCCAUCCUCAGCAAAGUCCCUGGGGAAGACCUGCUUUGGUACCCACCUCACCUACGUGUCCUCCUCCAGCACAAUGACCCUUGUGUAUUUUCGAAGCUUCAACAACAUAGGGAAAACCUUUAUUGCCUAUUAUUAUUCUGAAACCAAAGCAAGGGCCAGGGUGACCCACUGA